AUGGCGUCUUCGUCUUCUUCUACGCCGCUACUCUACGCGUGCAUCGCCCACAACACCACCGUCCUCACCGAACACACCGCCUCGGCCUCCUCAAACGCCUCCUCGCUCGUCUCCCUCGUCCUCCCACGCAUCGCCCACGACAAAUCCGCCCACAAGACUAUCGAUCAAUCCAAGUUCUUCAUCCACUGCCUCGUCAAAUCGCCCUCGGACUUCCCCAACAACCAAUCGACAGCUGGCGGCCUGACUUUCCUUGUCAUUGCUGAGCGCGACCUCGGCCAGCGCAUACCUUUUGGCUUCCUGACAAACCUCGAGAAGAAGUUCUUUGCCGAGUUUGAGCCUGGAAGCACGAAUUUCCACGACUUGCCGCCGUAUGGAUGUGCGAGUUUCAAUGGCGCGUUGAAGAGGAUGAUGGUCGAGCAGGGUGGCACGCAGGCCGGUCAGCAGGAUGCGCUAAGAACUGCUCAGCGCGAGAUCGAAGGCGUCCGAGAGAUCAUGACGGAGAACAUUGAGCGCGUGCUGGAGAGGGGCGAGCACAUGAGUGUGUUGGUUGACAAGACGGGCAGAUUGGGCGAGAACGCGCGCGACUUUAGGGUCCGGUCGAGGACGCUUAAGAGGCGGAUGUGGUGGAAGAACGUCAAGCUGAUGGUGCUGCUGACGCUUGUCGUCAUCUUUUUGAUCUAUCUCUUUGUUGGCUUCGGCUGUGGUCUUCCUGGUUGGGGACGAUGUCUCGGUCACUAA
This is a messenger RNA of Alternaria incomplexa, 738 nucleotides long. RefSeq lists its product as uncharacterized. Lineage: Eukaryota; Fungi; Ascomycota; Dothideomycetes; Pleosporales; Pleosporaceae. Gene Ontology annotation, biological process: vesicle-mediated transport. Gene Ontology annotation, cellular component: membrane. The transcript is spliced from 3 exons. The coding region runs from base 1 to 738 and encodes 245 amino acids. The record is from RefSeq and is a predicted model, not a curated record.